Glossina fuscipes is the source of this 1828-nucleotide messenger RNA. RefSeq lists its product as uncharacterized. Bases 437 to 1828 code for a protein of 463 amino acids. The record is from RefSeq and is a predicted model, not a curated record. NCBI's taxonomy places the organism in Eukaryota, Metazoa, Arthropoda, Insecta, Diptera, Glossinidae. The transcript has 7 exons.
UUUGAAAAAAUUAAAAAAAGAUAUUUGAAAAAUUAAAUUGAAAGAAAAUCUUUUCAAAAAAAAGUGAUUAUCAUAAAAUAGUUUCUUACAAGCGAUAGCAGAUUUUAAAAAUUGUUUGCUUAUUGUUAUAUGGAUAGUGCCAGCGAUCUCUUGAUUUAAGUAAUGAGCAAAGCCAGUGUUAUAGAAAUCGAUCUAAAUCAUAAUACUAUUAGAAACUAUUUUAUAACUCAUGAGGCGGAUUUCGUUAUCGUAAUCUUAACAAAGUGAAAGAUUUAAAAAAAAAUUUAUUUAAAAAAAAAUAAACCGUUGUUUUAAAACAAGAAAACACCCAUCAUUGAAGUGCUGAAAUGAAGACAUGAAUUAAAUAAUGUUUUUAAAAAUCGUUGAGUGAAAAGAAUGAUAUAAACAUGAAAAACUGAGAUCAAAAGAAGAAUAAAUGUGUGAAAGUUAUAAUGCAGCGGAAAUGAACGCAUCAUUGGAUACAUACACUGUCUUACUUGUUUGUUGUUUAAUUCACGGCUUUGCUGCGCUACGACUUUUGAAGGUAUCAAUACCAUCGUAUAAAUUAAGAGGUGAAUCCGUAUUUCUUGAGUGUCAAUACGAAUUGGAUAAAGUAAGAGAUAUGUCCUUGAUAAAUUCCUAUAGUCCUAAUCGUGACCAUGAAUAUGAUUCACAAAAUGACGCAUGGUUCACAAGUAAACGUGUCCGCACACACCAAAGUCAACAGGAUACUAAAGCACAACGCUACUCACGGCAUGCAUACUAUGAAAAGGAUCUGCAAAAUAAAAACGAACAACAACACACACAACGUUUUCAUUCAUAUCAGCAACGGAAACUGCCUUAUCACGCUCAGUAUUAUGAAGAACGAAUACAAAAACAAAAUCAACCGUACCAUUAUCAACAGUCACUCUCACAGCAUACAUCAUAUCAGCAUGCUUAUUAUCAAACACCAUUUUCAUCAUCGGAUAGCCAAAGCAUAUAUCGGGGGAGAAGUUCACCAUCCGUAAGUCCAAUUGGCGGAAAUCGUUUAGAAGCAAUUAAUUCAUAUAACCCAGAUAUAUAUGGAAAACGCGAUGAUAAUAUUCAUAAAAUGAACGGUUUCGGGCAUAACGAAGCUGAUAAUAGUUUCGGUGAUUACAAUGAACAUUUUAAUGAUGACGAAAAGGAAGGGAAAGAGGAAGAAGAUUAUAAUGAGGAGGAAGAAGGUGAGGCUUUGUAUGCCAUAAAAUGGUACAAAGACAGCGAGGAAUUUUAUCGUUAUGUGCCAAAGGCGAAACCACCAAAAACUAGUUAUAGAGUUGAUGGCGUGCAAGUGAUUGAAGAACAUUCCGACAGCAGUCGAGUGUUAUUAAAAGGUUUAACAAUAAAUUCUACCGGCUUAUAUCGCUGCGAAAUUUCAGCAGAAGCUCCCAACUUUUCAUCUGUUGAAGCCGAGGGUCAUAUGGAUGUGGUCUAUCUUCCCCGUGACGGGCCGUACAUCAGAGGGCAACAACCACAGUAUCAAAUUGGAGAAACUUUAGAUUUAAAUUGUACCUCAGGCAAAUCACAUCCAGCUUCGCAUUUACAUUGGUUCAUAAACGACGAAGCGGCACUUGAUGAACUUAAUUUAAUACGUUACAAUGAAACAAUUCAUCGUUACGGCCUCAUAACAACAACAUUAGGCUUACAGUUGACAAUCGAAACGCGACAUUUUCACAAAGGAACAAUGAGCGUCAAAUGUCUGGCUAGCUUAUCUCCAAUGUUUUGGAAAAGUGACAAAGAAACUGUUUUACAACGACGACAACGACCGGGUUUAAUUGACAAUCGCGAGGCCAUGUUGUUAGAAUAA